AUGACAAAAGGCAAUCUAUUGGAAGUUCCCGGCCUUGUUGGGUCCGCUGCUUUGUUGCCGUUCAGCAAGUCGAACCGUAAAGCAUUUCUGAGAUCUGCUGGUGAUUUCAUAACUGCAGUGCAGGAUCUCCCGCAUGCAGUUAAGGAGGCUACUAGCGGUAUAGUAAGUGCUGAGAAUCUCGAUGCUUUUACGAGCUCUGUUGUCGACCUGCUUCAUGGGGUUCGCGAUAUUCCUCAUGCAGCCGCAAACGGUGCAAAGGCUGUUGUUAAUAUGGAAAACUAUGAUGCUUUUGCCAAGUCAUUGGUUGAUUUUGCAAAGGCAGUCCGUGAACUUCCAGGAGCUCUUGGAGAAGGGUUAGACGACCUAAGUCAAGCCCCAACCGAUAUUGCUACAGCAUUUCAGAAGUUACCUGCACAGCUAACAAAAGCAUCUGGAGAAUUUAUGAGCCAGUAUAAUAAAUACAUACCGGAGGGUACUGACGGACGAAAGAUUUUGGACUCUAUUUUCCUAAGUUUGCCAACUAGCAAUCUUCCUUUACGUUUCUCUGGCCAGAGGAUCGGAGAUGCUGUGGAAAAUGCCUGCCCGAUUUUACUUAAUGCAUUCAUCCAACAGAAAUCAGCGGAAGACGCAAAAGAAGUUGAAAAGGCGCAGCGGCAAAAGAGAGGAGAAGCUGUUGGUGAACUCGAGGCAUUCAGCAAAUCUAGCAGCCUAGGGAGACGUGUCAAACUCAACUAG
This is a messenger RNA of Drechmeria coniospora, 735 nucleotides long. RefSeq lists its product as uncharacterized. The record is from RefSeq and is a predicted model, not a curated record. Lineage: Eukaryota; Fungi; Ascomycota; Sordariomycetes; Hypocreales; Ophiocordycipitaceae. Bases 1 to 735 code for a protein of 244 amino acids. The transcript has 4 exons.